AUGGAAGAAAUUGGGAUAAUACUACCCGAAAAGGAUGAUCAAGUUACUGAUACUAAAGGGUUGGUGUUUUCUGGACCUCAAUCAUUCGAUGAGCUAGAAUCCGAAGACCUUUACACCAAAUACAAGAAACUCCAGCGUAUGUUGGAGUUUCUUGAGGUGCAAGAAGAAUAUAUCAAGGAUGAGCAGAGGAAUCUCAAGAAAGAAUAUUUACAUGCUCAAGAAGAGGUUAAAAGAAUACAGUCAGUCCCACUUGUCAUUGGCCAGUUUCUUGAAGCUGUUGACCAAAAUACAGGAAUAGUUGGGAGCACAACUGGAUCAAAUUACUAUGUGCGGAUUCUGUCAACCAUAGACAGGGAACUACUGAAGCCAUCUGCCUCAGUGGCACUCCACAAACACUCUAAUGCACUAGUGGAUGUACUUCCACCUGAAGCGGACAGUUCUAUAUCUAUGUUACAAGCAGAUGAGAAGCCAGAUGUCCAAUACUCAGACAUCGGAGGCAUGGACACCCAAAAACAGGAAAUAAGAGAAGCUGUAGAACUGCCCUUAACACAUGUAGAGCUGUACAGACAGAUUGGUAUUGAGCCACCCAGAGGGGUGCUUAUGUAUGGACCACCUGGUUGUGGAAAAACUAUGUUGGCUAAGGCUGUUGCUCACCAUACUACAGCGGCAUUCAUCCGCGUGGUUGGUUCAGAAUUUGUACAAAAGUACCUUGGUGAAGGACCACGUAUGGUCAGAGAUGUCUUCCGUCUCGCUAAGGAAAACAGCCCUGCUAUUAUAUUCAUCGACGAAAUUGAUGCUAUUGCUACUAAAAGAUUUGACGCACAAACUGGAGCUGAUAGGGAGGUGCAGAGAAUCUUGCUGGAACUCCUAAACCAAAUGGAUGGCUUCGACCAGACCACAAAUGUCAAGGUCAUAAUGGCUACCAAUCGUGCUGACACUUUGGACCCAGCUCUUUUGAGGCCCGGUCGUCUUGACAGGAAAAUUGAGUUUCCUCUACCUGACAGACGUCAAAAGCGAUUGAUAUUCUCGACUAUCACGGCGAAGAUGAACUUAAGCGACGAAGUGGAUUUGGAGGAGUUUGUAGCAAGACCUGAUCGCGUCUCUGGAGCUGAUAUUAACGCCAUCUGUCAAGAAGCCGGAAUGCAUGCUGUCAGGGAAAACCGGUACAUUGUCCUCCCGAAAGAUUUCGAGAAAGGAUACAAGAACAACAUUAAAAAGGAUGAGAGUGAAUAUGAGUUCUACAAAUAG
Molecule: messenger RNA, 1248 nt
Organism: Pieris macdunnoughi
Lineage: Eukaryota; Metazoa; Arthropoda; Insecta; Lepidoptera; Pieridae
Source: the annotation of a GenBank genome assembly